Messenger RNA from Otolemur garnettii (small-eared galago), 533 nucleotides. It is a transcript of the gene XTBD1, whose product is annotated as CDKN2A interacting protein N-terminal like. The coding region runs from base 52 to 402 and encodes 116 amino acids. Lineage: Eukaryota; Metazoa; Chordata; Mammalia; Primates; Galagidae. The transcript has 3 exons. The record is from RefSeq and is a predicted model, not a curated record.
UGCGCGUCGGGAAGGCAGUGGGCGGUCCGGCCUUAGGCGGCGGAGGGCAGCAUGGUGGGUGGCGAGGCGGCUGCCGCGGUUGAGGAACUGGUCUCAGGGGUGCGGCAGGCGACGGACUUCGCGGAGCAGUUUCGCUCCUACUCAGAGAGCGAGAAGCAAUGGAAGGCCCGCAUGGAAUUCAUCUUGCGCCACCUGCCCGACUACCGCGACCCGCCCGACGGCGGCGGCCGCCUGGACCAGCUGCUGUCCCUCUCUAUGGUCUGGGCCAACCACCUCUUUCUGGGCUGCAGUUACAAUAAACACCUUUUAGACAAGGUGAUGGAAAUGGCUGAUGGGAUUGAAGUGGAAGACCUGCCACAGUUUACUACCAGAAGUGAAUUAAUGAAAAAGCAUCGUAGCUAAGGCAGAAGAUUUAUCCCAUUUUCAUCACCAUCUACAGGCUUAGAAAAGAGGCUGGGAUGAACGUGAAACAGACCACAGUAGCUCUCUUAAGACUCCUGGUAUUACCAACAGAAAGAGGCAGGUGGGAUGAG